UCCCAAAUCGCUAGAUUUGGUCGGAGCUACCAUCCUCCGCCUCGAUCUCCAUGCGCUCCGAUGAUGCCCUAAUCCCCGUCGACCCGCGGAAGUUCCGCCUGAACCAGACCCUACCUGGCACCAGGUGUUCGCCUUCUCCAAGGACCGCAUCCAGGCGAACUUCGUGGGCCGCAUCGUCUUCGACCUCACCGAGGUUCCCCUCGCCCCGCAGUGGUACAAGCUCGAGGACAAGAAGGGCGACAAGCUCUCCUCCGCCGGCGGCGGCGAGCUCAUGCUCGCCGUGUGGAUCGGCACCCAAGCCGACGAGGUCUUCCCCUACGCCCUGGCACUCCGACGCCCACUUCGUCUCCCUCGACGCCCUUGCCGUCGGUUCACCCCGCCGAGCUCGCUCCCUCACCAACCUGCUGUUGUUACAUUCUUUUCCCCUCGAGGCGACACCUAGGGUUUCGAUCUGCUCCCAUCUACGUACGCGUCGCGGGCGCCGCUCGCUCCUCGGAGUCCCCUCGCUCUAUGAGAGGCGCUCUAGGGUUUCGUUCCCGACCACUCUGCGGCUGUGGCCACGGUCUUGCUCGAUCCAUGGAGGCCACUCACGCGGUGAAGGAUCGGAUCGAUCUCACGGAGAAGGAGGAGAAUAUCUUCGGGCGCCUGCUCGAUGUGGUUCGCCAUUUCAAGCUGGAGACCCAGCUGCGCGUCGCCGGAGGUUGGGUUCGAGAUAAGCUUCUGCGAAAAGAUUGUUAUGAUAUAGAUAUCGCCUUGGACAACAUGUUGGGCCGAGAUUUCUGUGAGAAAGUCAAUGAGUACCUCAAAUUUGUAGGCGAAGAACAACAAGGAAUUGGUGUUAUACAGUGCAACCCAGAUCAAUCUAAGCACUUAGAAACUGCUAGGAUGCGCAUCUGUGACACUUGGAUCGAUUUUGUGAACUUGAGAUCUGAAACCUAUGCUGAGAACAGUCGCAUCCCGACCAUGAAAUUCGGAACUGCUGAAGAAGAUGCAUAUCGAAGGGAUCUAACCAUCAACAGCCUUUUCUACAAUAUCAACACCAAUUCAGUUGAAGAUGUAACUGGAAGAGGCAUCCAAGAUCUGAAGUCCGGGCGUAUUGUUACUCCUUUGCCACCAAAAGCUACUUUUCUGGAUGAUCCCCUUAGGGUUCUUCGAGCAAUUCGAUUUGGUGCUAGGUUUGAUUUUGAAUUGGCUGAAGAGUUGAAAGAAGCUGCUUUUGAUGAGGAAGUAAAAACUGCACUUGCAAAUAAGAUUAGCAGAGAGCGGAUUGGACAUGAGGUUGACCUGAUGAUGUCUGACAAGCAACCUGCUAAAGCAAUGGCAUACAUUCAUGAUUUGAAACUAUUUUAUGCAGUAUUUACUUUCCCAGAAAAUCCACAGCCUGCAGUUCCCGAGCAAUGUGACAGGUAUUGUGUAUUACAUAUAAAUGCAGCAUGGACCCUUCUACAAUCUAUUGGCUACUCGAUAUUUAGUGAUGAACAGCGCAGGCUUUACUUGUAUGCAUCUUUAUUUCUUCCUGUGAGAAGUACGAUAUACAUUGACAAAAAGUCAAAAGAGGUUCCUGUUGCGAGUUUCAUCAUUCGAGAUUCUCUAAAACUUAAAGCUAGUGAUGCUGAAAUGGUAACAAACUUACACGUGGCCUGUGAGAAGUUUGUUGAUCUAAUUCCUUUUCUGGAGUCAAAUGAGGAUCCAGAAGAUCUUAAAGUAAAGCUAGAAGAUGAAUACCUUGAGAUACCACCAGCUUCGACCAAACGAGUUUUGGCAGGGUUGCUGCUUCGUCAAAUAAAAGACUUUUGGCGCGUUGCUUUGUUAAUUUCCACUCUACUACACCCUAAGGCAAGUCAUACCUGUGAUACUCUCAACAGUCACACUGAACUGGACAGAAGAAGAGAAAUAUUUGGAAAAUUUGAGAGCGCAAUAACUCAACUUGAUCUCGACCACGUGUGGAAAAUGAAGUUAUUGCUUGACGGGAAGGCAAUGAUGGGAGUUCUGCAGCUUAAAUUGGGAGGGCCAUCAAUUGGGAAAUGGCGACAAAGGCUGCUAAAGUGGCAGCUCGCCCAUCCGAACGGAACGACGGAAGAGUGCAUUGAUUGGAUAAAGCAAUCUCAAGCGAAACGCCAGAAAAUAGAUUGUUCCGCUUGAACAUGUUCCCCUUUGCGGCUUGUCUUCUGCCUAAUUCUAACUUGUCUUCGCCCUAAUUUAUCCGAUCAAAAUCACCAGAAAUCUUGUGGAGUAAUUUACAAAAGCAUGACUUGAUUUUGCGCGUCAACGAGUGGCAUGAAGCAUCAGUAUUUUUGCUGGAGAGCUAAGUUUACAGCUUGGAGAUUGUAACCAUCAUCCUCAUCUUGCGUGUUUUUUUUGUUUUUUUUUUUGUGGGGUGGGUUGGGGGAGAGGGGAAGGGGGAGUUUUGACAAACUUAUAUUAUUAUAUGGUCGCCCUCUUGUAAUUCCUAUGGUUUCUAACGGAGGAGUUUGAUGUUGAAUUCAGAAA
Molecule: messenger RNA, 2490 nt
Organism: Ananas comosus (pineapple)
Lineage: Eukaryota; Viridiplantae; Streptophyta; Magnoliopsida; Poales; Bromeliaceae
Product: putative CCA tRNA nucleotidyltransferase 2
Exons: 16
Coding region: 511-2142 (543 amino acids)
Biological process (GO): tRNA 3'-terminal CCA addition
Molecular function (GO): RNA binding; ATP:3'-cytidine-cytidine-tRNA adenylyltransferase activity
Source: RefSeq, a predicted model, not a curated record